AUGUUGUCGGCUUCCCUUCUUUCCAUUGCGGCUUUGACCGUUCCUAGUGCUCUGGCAGCUUCCCUUCGUGACCAGCUUCCAGGAGUGCCAGCAGGAUGGUCUGUCUCAGGUACACCUGAUGCAUCUCAGUCGAUUACUUUGAAGCUUGCUGUGAAGCAACAGAACAUCGAUCAGCUUGAGGGCCUCCUAAAGUCGGUCUCUGACCCUUCAAGCCCGAACUACGGACAAUACUACACUGCCGAUCAGGUCAAUGCUCUGUUCGGUCCAUCGACCGGCUCUGUCGAUGCCGUGACUUCGUGGGCUAACUCAUCUGGAAUGGAAAGCAGCCUCGAGCGUGGCCUGCAUGUUACUAUCAAGACAACCAUUGGCGACGCCAACAAGGUCUUCGGAGCCAAUUUCACAACCUUCAAGGAUGAGUCCACUGGAGUUGAGAAGUUGAGGACACUCCAAUAUUCAGUUCAUGAUGAAAUCUCCGAUCACGUUGAAUUCGUUUCCCCUACCACUUUCUUCGGACGUACAGACGCACAGAAGCCGCUUUCGGAUCUGGCCAAGCGUGUUACUACUUGUAUCUCGCACUCAGCUCACGGUACUGCUUACCUGGGCCCUGAUUGCUGGAAGCAGGUUCUCAACAUUACCUAUGUUCCCGAUGCCUCCAGCGGCAGUCGCAUCGGCUUCGGCAGUUUCCUGAAUGAAUCAGCUAUUGAGGCCGACCUCUACCUCUACGAAGAGAAAUACGGGAUUCCCAAGCAGUCUUUCAACGUCACACUUAUCAAUGGUGGCGUGAAUCAUCAGGAACCUGAAUACACCACCAUUGGGGAGGCUAACCUCGAUGCACAAAACAUCUUUGGCCUGGCUCACCCCCUGCCAGUAACCGAGUUCAUCACCGGUGGUUCGCCUCCUUUCAUCCCUAACUUGGAUGAGCCUACUGCGGCCGAUAACUCCAACGAACCCUACUUGGACUACUACGCAUACCUCCUAUCUCAGCCUAAUGAAGCGCUUCCGCAGGUGAUCUCCAAUUCUUACGGUGACGACGAGCAGACCGUCCCCAUCGACUAUGCCACAUAUGUCUGCAAUCAGAUCGGUAUGAUGGGCCUUCGUGGUAUCACUAUUCUCGAAUCAUCUGGUGAUACAGGUGUUGGUGCCCCAUGUCAAUCCAACGAUGGAAAGAAAACUCCUCAGUUUACACCAGCAUUCCCUGGUACCUGCCCCUAUGUCACCGCUGUUGGUGGUACGCAGGGCAUUGAUCCCGAGGUUGCCUGGGACGAUUCUACCGGUGGUUUCAGCAACUACUUCCCUCGUGCAUGGUAUCAGGAGACUGCUGUUGAGACCUAUCUUGGCUCUUACAUUAGCAAGAGUGUCCAGGAGUACUAUACCCCCUACACUAACUUCAGUGGACGUGGAUUCCCUGAUAUCUCGGCCCACAGCUCGAAUCCAUACUGGCCCGUUUUUGCAAACGGCGUCCUCGCUCUCUACUCUGGAACAUCUGCCGCAGCCCCAGCCUGGGCUGCCAUGAUCGGAAUGCUCAAUGAUGCUCGUCUCAAGGCUGGUCAGCCUACUCUUGGUUUCGUCAACCCACUUUUCUAUUCUUUGAAGUCUGGCUUCUUGGACGUCACACAAGGUGGAUCCGUUGGCUGCAAUGGUGUCAACGGUCAAACCGGUGCGCAAAUUCCUGGUGCUUCGGUCAUUCCCUGGGCUACUUGGAAUGCAACUAUCGGUUGGGACCCUGUCACUGGACUUGGUCUGCCCAAUGUAAGCUUACGUUCACCAUUGAAGAUUACAUCUAGCUGA
Messenger RNA from Aureobasidium melanogenum CBS 110374, 1788 nucleotides. RefSeq names its product subtilisin-like protein. The record is from RefSeq and is a predicted model, not a curated record. Bases 1 to 1788 code for a protein of 595 amino acids. Lineage: Eukaryota; Fungi; Ascomycota; Dothideomycetes; Dothideales; Saccotheciaceae. Gene Ontology annotation, biological process: proteolysis. Gene Ontology annotation, molecular function: serine-type endopeptidase activity; tripeptidyl-peptidase activity. The transcript is spliced from 3 exons.